This is a messenger RNA of Panicum hallii, 1207 nucleotides long. RefSeq names its product expansin-B3-like. Gene Ontology annotation, biological process: sexual reproduction. NCBI's taxonomy places the organism in Eukaryota, Viridiplantae, Streptophyta, Magnoliopsida, Poales, Poaceae. Gene Ontology annotation, cellular component: extracellular region. The transcript has 4 exons. Bases 111 to 911 code for a protein of 266 amino acids. The record is from RefSeq and is a predicted model, not a curated record.
CAUCCAAACACUGAUAUCUUGUGUCUGCUCGGCACAAGCAGUAGCUACCUGCUUUCCUUCUUAAGUUUGGAGUAGGAUUAUUGUGCUUGCUGCACUGAGCUAGCGAAGAGAUGGCCUCCUCCUCUUCCAAGGCUGCUGCACUUGCAGCACUACUCUUCUCCCUCCUUGUCACGUAUGGCUCGUGCGCUCGGCCGGUGAGCUUCAACGCCUCCGCCUUCACCGCCGACCCCAACUGGGAGGCCGCCAGGGCCACCUGGUACGGCGCGCCCACCGGCGCUGGUCCUGACGACGACGGUGGCGCCUGCGGGUUCAAGAAUGUCAACCUGCCGCCGUUCUCGGCCAUGACGUCGUGCGGCAACGAGCCACUGUUCAAGGACGGCAAGGGCUGCGGAUCCUGCUACCAGAUACGGUGCACUAACCACGCUGCGUGCUCCGGCAACCCGGAGACGGUGAUCAUCACCGACAUGAACUACUACCCGGUCGCCAAGUACCACUUCGACCUCAGCGGCACGGCCUUCGGCGCCAUGGCCAAGCCCGGCCGCAGCGACGAGCUCCUCCAUGCCGGCAUCAUCGACAUCCAGUUCAAGAGGGUGCCCUGCAACUACCCCGGGCAGAAGGUGACGUUCCACGUCGAGGAGGGCUCGAACGCCGUCUACCUGGCGGUGCUCGUCGAGUUCGAGGACGGCGAUGGCGACGUGGUGCAGGUGGACCUGAUGGAGGCCAACUCCGGGUCGUGGGCGCCGAUGCGCGAGUCCUGGGGAUCCAUCUGGAGGAUGGACUCCAACCACCGGCUGCAGGCGCCCUUCUCGCUGCGCAUCACCAACGAGUCCGGCAAGCAGCUGGUGGCCAGCAACGUCAUCCCGGCCGACUGGGUGCCCAACACCUACUACCGCUCCAUCAUCCAGUACUAGCGGCCCAUGCCCAUCACCUGGUGCUGCAUGCCCACAAUAAUUCGCUCAUUGAUUUUUGAUUAUUCGUCUGGUGCUGUUUCGUUGUUGCAUUGGAUUGAGGUGCCUUAAUUAACUAGUUCGUAGGUGAGAUAUCAGGUGUCCGGCUGUGCUGGCACUGGCAGUAGUAGGAGUUGUCUGUGUCUGUAAGAGAUUGACGAGUGGGAAAUAGAGGAGGCAAGCUUGUAAUUGUGCUUUCCCGCCCACUGGUAACGGUGUGAGAUCAAGGAUUUAAGAUAUAUAAACACUGUUUUUGUGUA